Messenger RNA from Lytechinus variegatus (green sea urchin), 392 nucleotides. RefSeq lists its product as uncharacterized. NCBI's taxonomy places the organism in Eukaryota, Metazoa, Echinodermata, Echinoidea, Temnopleuroida, Toxopneustidae. Bases 6 to 392 code for a protein of 128 amino acids. The record is from RefSeq and is a predicted model, not a curated record. The transcript has 3 exons.
AAUUAAUGUACAGUAACCUUGAUUCCAUCUUUAUUCAACCAUUCUAUCAGAUUGAGAUUCUUCAUCACUAUGAUUAUCUCAAUAUACGUCCGUCUGCAUCCCGUGAUCUCGCUCAGUUCAUCUGUAAGAUGAAUCAUCUGAAGAACCUCAAACUCGACGGUUGGUAUCAUGAUGACUUCUACUCAACAUCAUCGUCGAUGGCAUCAACUACAAAGAUUGAGAUUCUUGAUCUCAGAGAGAAUCUCAGUGAACGUCCGUCUGCAUCACGUGAUCUCGCUCUGUUUAUCUGUAAGAUGAAUCAUCUGAAGAACCUCACACUCCGUUUUCAGUAUCAUGAUGACUUCUACUCAACAGCAUCGUCGAUGGCAUCAACUACAAAGAUUCUCCCGUAA